This is a messenger RNA of Leptosia nina, 570 nucleotides long. The record is from the annotation of a GenBank genome assembly. Lineage: Eukaryota; Metazoa; Arthropoda; Insecta; Lepidoptera; Pieridae.
AUGCGGUCGUGGAGUCGCCUCCGCGGCUGGGAUCGGUGGCGCGCGGCGGGUCUGGUCGCCGCUUGCGCCUUGGCUACUCUCUGGUUGCGCGUGCCCGUCGAGUCGCGUGUCGAAGCGCACUUUCCACACUGUACUCCGACGCGGCUGGCGCACUUCCUCGCCGAUUUCUCGAACCAUCGGCGUCUCGACCCGCGUCUGGGGAUCGGCUCGUGGCGCAUAGAAGACGAGGUGAGCAACUACAGCUCGUGGGAGUAUGGGGUGAGCUACGAGUGCGGCAUACGCUGCACGGGCCGAGCUCGCGUCUCCACCCACGACGAGCUGGCGCCGCGAGAGCACCGAACUCGUAUGCACUACGCGCACUGCACUCCCUGGUCGGGCAUACUGCAACGCUGCGAAGAGGCGGAGGUAGAGAGCGUCGCGAAGGAGGCGCCCGGCGGAGGCGCAGUGCUCCAAGAGAGCGCGCGCAUCUGGUGCGGGGCGCUGCAGCUCUUGUCCGGCGCGUGCCGGGUGCGGCGCCUGCGGGACGUGUGGUUGCGCGCUGUCGCUGAGGCCCUUCGAGCCGAGGGCUAG